Anthonomus grandis grandis is the source of this 1629-nucleotide messenger RNA. RefSeq names its product protein FAM76A. The transcript has 5 exons. Lineage: Eukaryota; Metazoa; Arthropoda; Insecta; Coleoptera; Curculionidae. The record is from RefSeq and is a predicted model, not a curated record. The coding region runs from base 125 to 1171 and encodes 348 amino acids.
CAGACAGACACGAAACGUCACGCUCACGCCAUUUCUCGUACAUUUUGUAAACUGCGUUUAUUCGGUAUCGGAAAGUUAUUAUUUAACUCCUUUUAUUUUAAAACGGAAUUUAAAUCGUAUUAUAAUGAGUUCUUCAACCGCCCUAUUCGCGUGUUCUCGCUGUUUUGCCCGUUUUCCUUUUGAGGACCUUUCAGCUGGUCAACAGCUUUGCAAAGAGUGUCGUGGCGCGUUCCCAGUAGUAAAAUGCACAUAUUGUCGCUCCGAAUUUCAACAGACUUCUAAGGGUAAUACUAGCACGAUUUGCAAAAAGUGUGAACAGAAUGUUAAAUCAUAUGGGAAACCUUCGGCCUGCGAGUACUGUAACAUUAUAGCAGCAUUUAUAGGGAAUAAAUGUCAGAGGUGCACCAAUUCCGAAAUCAAAUACGGACCUCCCGUUAAUUGCGAGCAGUGCAAACAAAAGUGCGCCUUUGAUCGACAAGAUGACGAUAAAAAGGUGGAUGGCAAACUGCUCUGCUGGCUGUGUACUCUGUCGUUCAAACGGGCGUUGGCCAAGACAAAACAAGGAGACGCGGACAGGAGGGCUCAUCUGAAAUUAUCUUCGAUGCAUAAAAAGCACAAGGAAGCAAAAUUAAGAGGUCACAACAAAAGGCCGAACCGACCAGAUGUCACAAAAAUGCCGAUACCUGACGAACAGCCUCCAAAUAAAGUCGCAAGGAAUAACGUCGCCCCCGGAAUGGUUAGGGGUGACGUGGACCCGAAUAGUUCGGAUCACGUGGUGGCUAUGACACAACUCAAGGAGCAGAUCGCCAGCCUUAAGAAACAAAUUGCUCAGAAGGACGCUCAGAUGCUUGUGAAAGAUAAAACGAUAACUGAAUUAAAAGCAAAACACUUCACCACUGAAGCUGAGCUAAGAAAUAAAAUGAAAAAUAGCCAAAAAGAACAUGACGACAAGGUAGGAACUUUAAAUAACAGGAUAUCGGGCCUAUUAAAACAGGUGGCGACCCUGUCAAAAGGUAACAGUAAAAAGUCAUCAACGAAAGAAAAACCCGCUCCGAUUGUGGCAGCUGCGACAACGAACCAAGAGGAAGAAAAAAUAUCAACGGCUAAUAAUUCGGCUGUUAAUUCAGAUGCGAAUAAUAGCAGUGGAACUGAUAGUCCAAGUUUACAAUAAGUCAAAUUAGUUACUUUUUAAUUGAAUUUUUAAAGUAGUGACAAUAUAUUUCUUUUAUAUUUUUUUUUUUGUAUUUAUAUUAAGUAUCUAAUUUUAUUUAUAAUAGGAUUUUGAUAUUUUAAUUGAUCAAUUUAUUGAAAUUUGAUUUACAAAAAAAUAUGCGCCUGUUAUAUUGUAAAAAGGAGAAGUUUUAGCACAAGCCUAUAAAACAAAUGUAAUUAUGAAAAUGGGAUGUUUUCUUUUGUAUUAGGACUUUAUAUUUAGUAAAAUAUGUAUUAAUUUAUUUUCGAUGUCGAUUUACUUUUGACUCUUAUUGCUUGUGACCAGAAGAAAUUGUUUUAUCAAUUGUUUGUUUACUGUAUCAUUAUACAGUUGCACCCUAGUAUAGACUUAAUUUAAAUAAAUUAUUUUUGUAACAUAAUUUAGUUCUGUAAUAAAUAAAACGAAACUAAGUUUAA